AUUUUGUUUCGUUUGAGCUUCACCACCAGAUAACCCCCCGCCAACAACAGUCCCGCGGCAUCUGGCCCCCCACGGGCUCCCGCGAAACCCAAUCGAGAGGCGUCCUGGACCGAGCUGUCGACGGCAACCUUCCGUAGCCAUGUCGUCCUUCGUCGAACGCACCGCCACGAGCAACAAGGCACAGCUCGCGGCCACGGCCCUGGUCUCCGGCGCCCUCGUCGCAACAGCGAUCCUUGGUUACCAGCGGGCCCAACAACACCACCACCACCAGCAGAACAACCCACGCCGCUCUCGACGCGCGAGCAGCGUCGCAGGCACGGCCACGCAGCCCAUCAGCCAUGGGAAGUCCGUUCCCCUCGACCAAGAAGAUCUGCGGAACCAGGCCCUCGCGCGGCGGGCACAGGCUGGCGACUACGACGACGAGCUGAUCCUCGAGCAACUCGCCCGGAACCGGGUCUUUCUCACGGACGGCGGCCUGGAAAAACUGCGCAACUCUUUCGUAGUGGUUGUGGGCUGCGGCGGCGUCGGGUCGCAUUGCACUGCGGCCCUCGCCCGCUCCGGUGUCUCCAAGAUCCGGCUUAUCGACUUUGACCAGGUCACUCUGAGCUCUCUGAACAGGCAUGCCGUCGCGACCCUGGCCGACGUCGGAAUCCCCAAGGUACAAUGCUUGCAGCGUCGCUUGGCGGCCAUUGCGCCUUGGGUACAGUUUGAUAUGCGUCAGGAGAAGUACUGGGAACCUGUCGCAGACCGGCUGCUUGAGACGUGGACAGGCACAGACCUGAAGCCAGACUUUGUGGUCGACGCCAUUGACAACAUCGACACCAAGGUCUCACUGCUCAAGUACUGUCACGACCAUGGGCUGCCUGUCAUAUCAGCGAUGGGCGCCGGGUGCAAGAGCGACCCGACCCGCAUCAUGGUGGGCGACAUAGGAAUCGGGACAGAUGAUAGGCUGUCGCGGGCCACGCGUAGGCGUUUGAAGCUACUCGGCAUCACAAAGGGCAUCCCAACCGUCUUCUCUACGGAGAAAACCGGAGACGGCAAGGCAGAACUUUUACCUCUGCCCGAGGACGAGUUCGCCAAGGGCAAGGUAGGAGAUCUAGGCGUCUUGCCUGAAUUCAGGGUGCGGAUAUUACCAGUGCUCGGCACGAUGCCUGCGGUCUUUGGCUACACGGUCGCUAACCAUGUCAUAUUGUCCAUCACUGGCUACCCAACAGACUAUGCGACUGCCAAGGGCAGAGACAAGCUCUAUGACGGUCUUCUCGCCGCGGUACAAGGUGGCGAGGAGAGGAUGCUCCGGCACCUGACCAACGGCGACGCGAGCGUGACCCUGGGUCUCAAGGUGCCCAUCACCCCGGCGGAUAUGGCCUUCCUGGCCGAGGACAUUUACAAGGCACGCAGUGCCAUUACGGGCCUUCCCACUCGGCUGACGCUCAUCCGGUGGAAGAAGCCCACAGGGACGACGCUCAUCCGCAUAGGCGAGGGUGCGGACGAGCAGAAGUCGUCGAACCUGAAACUGGGUGAUCUGGUCUGCAUGACCAAGGAAGAGGCCACGAGGCAUGACAAGCUGAUCCUGCGAGGUGAUCAGACCCAUGAAGACCUCUAUGACUCGGCUACGAUAUCGAAAGUCGAGGCUCUGAUGAACGAGGCUGCUUCGUAUGAGAAGUACAGAUAGCACUCCUGCUGGCAUGCAGACAAGAAAACAGGAAAAAAGAGCGCAGCCUACUGUCCCACCGCCUGAUUUUGACUGAG
Messenger RNA from Microdochium trichocladiopsis, 1749 nucleotides. Its product is annotated as ubiquitin-protein ligase molybdopterin-converting factor. Gene Ontology annotation, biological process: cyclic threonylcarbamoyladenosine biosynthetic process. Gene Ontology annotation, molecular function: ubiquitin-like modifier activating enzyme activity; tRNA threonylcarbamoyladenosine dehydratase activity. The transcript has 3 exons. The coding region runs from base 140 to 1672 and encodes 510 amino acids. The record is from RefSeq and is a predicted model, not a curated record. Lineage: Eukaryota; Fungi; Ascomycota; Sordariomycetes; Xylariales; Microdochiaceae. Gene Ontology annotation, cellular component: mitochondrial outer membrane.